AUGGCGGAUUUGUCGAUGACCCUGUCAAAUCCGAAGUCGUUCUCAGCUGCUCCACGAAGACUUUCUCAGAUCAAUACCUCCGCUCUCUCACCUCCCUCUUUCCGAUUGCGCACCAAAUCCGCCUUCGAUUCCAUUUCCUUUUCGUCUUCAACUGCCUCCUUCUCCGCCUCAUCGCUCCUCCUUCAUACAUCUUCUACCCGAAACAACCACCGCUGCUUCUCGGUUCAAUCGAAUGCCGAGCCGUUAACCGAACCUCAAUCGAAGAUAACCCACAAGGUGUAUUUGGAUAUAAGUGUUGGGAAUCCAGUGGGGAAAUUAGCUGGGAGGAUUGUUAUUGGGUUGUAUGGUGAUGAUGUGCCCCAAACUGUCGAGAACUUCCGUGCUCUAUGCACAGGUGAGAAGGGAUUCGGAUACAAAGGUUCGACAUUUCAUCGUGUCAUCAGAGAUUUCAUGAUCCAGGGAGGAGACUUUGAGAAGGGCAAUGGAACUGGAGGUAAAAGUGUAUAUGGCCAGAAAUUCAAGGAUGAGAAUUUCAAGUUGUCCCAUGUCGGACCAGGAGUUGUGAGUAUGGCAAAUGCUGGCCCUAAUACAAACGGAAGCCAGUUCUUUAUCAGCACUGUCAAUACGUCAUGGUUGGACGGAAGGCAUGUGGUGUUCGGGCAAGUGAUAGAAGGAAUGGAUGUGGUGAAGCUCAUAGAGGAACAAGAGACAGACAGAGGAGACCGUCCCAGGAAGAAAGUGAUCAUUGCAGACUGUGGUCAACUUCCUAUGUCCGAUGCUUAA
Messenger RNA from Microthlaspi erraticum, 783 nucleotides. The record is from the annotation of a GenBank genome assembly. NCBI's taxonomy places the organism in Eukaryota, Viridiplantae, Streptophyta, Magnoliopsida, Brassicales, Brassicaceae.